AUGUCUGGCGUCACUUUGACUCGAACGUCAGCUGUCGUAGCAAUUCCGGUCAGGAAACGGGUCGACAUGCUGUCAGGAAGCAUGUUUCGUGCCUUAAUGGCUGCCGUGGUGAUCGCAUCAUGCCUGCUGCUCCCAGCCGUCGCUAUCGGCGAUGCCGCGACGACCAGCUCUGGCGACGACGACGGCGACGGCGACAUCAGCGCCUCUCGCCACGCUUCGCGCGGCGAUGGGGCGACGGCGCGCACCAUGGAUUACAUAUCGGACGACCCCUCGGCUGCUAACUUCCCUGGCCCGCCGCGCGUGUCCGUUAACUCGUGCGCGCGCCCGUGCAAGGUGCCGAACCCGCCAAUCAUCAUCAACGUGGGGUUCGAGCGCGACAUCCUCCGCCGCGCCACGCUCCCCAACGACACGCUCGUGACCAUGCUGCUGUGGAGCAACGUGCGCCUGACACGUGGCCUGGUGUUUGGAGCCAACUUCUCGUGCACCAUUUUCAACUCCACGCGCCCGGGCAGGCUCACCAUCUCCCUGCCCAACACUGCCACGCCAGUGUUGGAGCUGUUCAACACGCACAACAUACUCGUGCACGGCAUCAACUUCCAAAUCCCUGUGAAGGACUCUGACACCACCAUCUGCCGCUUCCCAAACAUCGACCAGGUGCGAGACGUCUACAUCGGCCGCUACUCCUGCCCGGCCAUCUUCCUCUUCCGCGUCUUCGCCGUGCAAGUCACACAGGGAACCGUGUACGGACGCAUUGACGUCAUGCGUGCGGCGUAUUCCCGCAUUGACAACAUGCGGGUCACCGUGAAUCCUGCCAACUGGCCAGCAGCCAUCCGUGUGUCGUACUCUGGGCAUGGGCCCACGCUGCAGCGCUCCAAUGUGUGGAUUACAAACAACGAGCUGUUUUCCGGAGGGGAGGGGCGGGAGCAGGCGCAGCGAGCACGUGUGGGGAUCAUGAUUUUGUGGGGCGGGAUAGGGGUUAACGUGAUGAAUAACCGCCUGCACGACUUCACCCUCGCGGGGAUCCAGAUGGGCCAUGGCAUGAACAACGUGGGCGAUGCCAUGCUUACCAAAGUGGCUUACAAUGAGAUUCGGCAUGACUUUGGCGAGACAGGGGCAAACACGCGGCUGGACAACAGCGGGAUCUACUUUGACACGCACUGGGUGAACCCGGGGAAUUACCUGCGGUGCAACUAUGUGUACCGUGGCGGGCACUGCCUGUACAUUGACUGGGUGUCCAGUGGGGUCAUCUCGGACGGGCUUGUGUGCGACCAGACGGCUGAUGGGCUCAAGCUCAACUCCGGAAAGAACAACAUGAUUCUGGGCAUGGUGAUGAUCAACACAACACAGUUCUCAGUGGGGUACAUCUCGUGCCAGAACAACCACCUCAACAACUGCGACAACUAUGCCGGCCCAAACUGGAACCGCCUCCUCAAAACCUACUUUCAGACGCCAGAGAUCCGAUGGAAUUAUCCGUAUCUGACCAACUUCUGUGGGAAGAACCGCAUCAAUGGCAUCGACUGCAACAACGGCACAGAUGCUGCUCACAGCCGUGCAGUCACCUCAGGCUGCAGCGGUCUGCCCACUGAAAACUACGCAGAGCUCGUUUCAGCCACCCCGUCAGGCUCUCCUAAAUAUGUGAUUUACAUGCCUAACUGCGCGCCUUUCCCCUCCGUGCCUGCGCUCAAUCGCAUGCGUUAUUUCGCCACGAGUAUUGACAAGGCAGGGUUCAGGGACCCUAAGAUUGGGGAUUAUGGGCUGAGGAGCAACUCUGAGAUUCUUGCAAUGACGAAGGUGUAUCAGGCUUGGAAAGGCAGUAACAAUUUCUUCUGUUGGGGUCGCUGCAUAUUCGGUCCGGACGUGCGGUCGCUCUUCAUAUCCAUCGCCCUUAUAUCCAUACCGGGGACGCUGUUCUGCAUAUUCGUUGGCGCUCAGUUCAUUAAUAAAAUCCCGGGUGGCAUCGCGAUACUAAUAGUCGGAAUAUGCCUCGUAGUGUGGGAUCUAUGCGUGCUGCUAUUCACAUCCAGCCGCGAUCCGGGCAUAGUCCCGCGCAACACGCAGCCCCCCGAGCCCGACGGUGACGUGGAGGCGCCGCGGCCGUCGGGGGGGCGGCGGCUGCCGCGGACUAAGGACGUGGUGAUUAAGGGCAAGACGGUGAAGGUCAAAUACUGCGACACGUGCAUGCUGUACCGCCCGCCGCGGUGUUCGCACUGCAGCAUCUGCAACAACUGCGUGGAGAGAUUUGACCACCACUGCCCGUGGGUGGGCCAGUGCAUUGGCAAGCGCAACUACCGCUUCUUCUUCCUCUUCGUGUGCUCCACCACGGCGCUCUGCAUCUACGUCUUCUCACUCUCCGCCUACCUCAUCAAGGUGUUGAUGGACAAUGCGUACGAGCCAGGCGGAGAGACGCGCACGGUGUGGCAGGCGCUGGGGCAGGCGCCCAUGGCAGCGGUGCUCAUGGCGUACACGUUCCUCGCCGUGUGGUUCGUGGGGGGCCUCUCGGCCUUCCACCUCUACCUCAUGUCCACCAACCAGACGACUUAUGAGAACUUCCGGUACCGCUACGACAAGAAGGUGAACCCCAACAACCGAGGCAUUGUGCGCAACGUGUACGAGGCGCUGUGCUCGCCCAUCCCGCCCUCCCGCAACCACUUCCGCGCAGAAAUCCCCGACCCCUCCGCCCCACAGCCCCCCGCCGUCCCCUCCGACCCCCAACAGCCCGAGCUCUCUGCUGCCAUCCCUGCGCGGCGCCACAGCAAGGGGUCUAGGCCUGGGUCUAGAGGGUCGUCUGGGGGUAGGUCUCCCGCGCAGCGGGGGGGGAAAUCGCCUGCGCAGAGGGAGUAUGACUUGGUGGAGGUGACGAAAUUGAGGGAGGACGAGGGCGGGCACAUGGCGGAUCAGUUCGUGGAGGCGGGCGGCGUGAUGCCGGCCGGGGCGGGUGUUGCUCGGUCGGGGUCGAGGGAUGGGUCGGGGAGGGAGGGCGGGGGGAGUGGGCGGAAAGGAGGGAAGAAGAAGUCGCACAGUGGGAAGCUGAGGGAGAGGGGGGAGGGGCGGAAGGGGAAGCAUAGAGUUACAGGAGAGGGGGAUGGGGCGGGGGAGGGAGCGGAGGGCGUGGUGGAGGCAGGGGAUGUGGUGGGAGGAGGAGUGGGCAUGGGGCAGGUGGCAGUGGAGAUGCAAGGGCAGGAGUACGUGCAGAAGAGAUACAGCCCUGUGCCUGACGUUCCUAGAGACGGGCUCUAG
This is a messenger RNA of Closterium sp. Yama58-4, 3237 nucleotides long. Lineage: Eukaryota; Viridiplantae; Streptophyta; Zygnematophyceae; Desmidiales; Closteriaceae. The record is from the annotation of a GenBank genome assembly.